Molecule: messenger RNA, 330 nt
Organism: Colius striatus (speckled mousebird)
Lineage: Eukaryota; Metazoa; Chordata; Aves; Coliiformes; Coliidae
Product: beta-keratin-related protein-like
Exons: 1
Coding region: 1-330 (109 amino acids)
Cellular component (GO): intermediate filament
Molecular function (GO): structural constituent of cytoskeleton
Source: RefSeq, a predicted model, not a curated record
AUGUCGUGCUACAGCCCGUGCGCGCCGGCUGCCUGCGGCCCAGCCCCGCUUGCCAACAGCUGCAACGAGCCGUGCGUCCUGCGCUGUGCCGACUCCAGCGUUACCAUCCAGCCCUCGCCAGUGCUGGUGACGCUGCCGGGCCCAAUCCUCAGCUCCUUCCCUCAGAGCACCAACGUGGGGUCCAGCGCCUCGGCUGCCGUGGGCAGCUCUCUCAACGCUGCCAGCGUGCCCAUCGCUUCCGGAGGCUCCCUGGGGCACGGGGGCUUUGGCUGGGCCGGGCUGGGCCGGGGCUUCUGCGGGCCUCUGGGACGGGGCAAUCUCUGGUACUGA